Brettanomyces nanus is the source of this 2106-nucleotide messenger RNA. RefSeq names its product tryptophan synthetase (gene TRP5). The record is from RefSeq and is a predicted model, not a curated record. NCBI's taxonomy places the organism in Eukaryota, Fungi, Ascomycota, Pichiomycetes, Pichiales, Pichiaceae. Gene Ontology annotation, molecular function: tryptophan synthase activity. Gene Ontology annotation, biological process: L-tryptophan biosynthetic process. The transcript has a single exon. Bases 1 to 2106 code for a protein of 701 amino acids. Gene Ontology annotation, cellular component: cytoplasm.
AUGUCUACUGAACUUAGACAGGCAUUCAUUAAUGCCAAAAAAGAAGGACGUGCUGCCCUUGUGACAUUCAUAACUGCUGGUUUCCCCACAGUUGAAGAUACUGUCCCUGUUCUCAAAGGAUUGCAGGAUGGUGGUGUUGACAUCAUUGAAUUAGGUGUUCCAUUUAGUGAUCCAAUUGCCGAUGGUCCUACUAUCCAGGCCGCUAAUGUUGUGGCUCUUGAAAAUGGAAUGAGUGUGCCCAAAACGAUUGAUCUUGUCAGGAAUGCUCGUGCAGCUGGCGUCACUGUUCCUAUUAUUUUGAUGGGUUAUUAUAACCCAAUUUUGAUCUACGGCGAAAAGAAAAUGAUUCACGACACAAAAGAAGCUGGUGCCAAUGGCUUCAUUGUGGUUGAUUUACCACCAGAAGAGGCCGUUAAAUUCCGUAACAGCUGCUCUUUAGAGGGUCUCUCCUACGUUCCUCUCGUUGCUCCAUCUACCACCGACGAACGUUUGGAAUUACUUGGAGAAAUUGCCGAUUCGUUCAUAUAUGUGGUUUCCAGAAUGGGUGUUACCGGUUCCGGUAUUUCCAUUACCAAAGAUGCUGGUUCUCUCUGCGAGCGGGUUCGUAAGUCCACUGGAGGUAGAACUCCUCUUGCUGUUGGUUUUGGUGUCUCUACCAGAGAGCAUUACCUACAAGUGGGUAAGGAUGCUGAUGGUGUGGUAAUCGGUUCAAAAUUAGUCAAUCUCAUUAAAGAUUCUAAGCAAUCCGACAGGGCUGCCGUUGCUGAGAAGUUUGCUCAUUCCAUCCUUAAUGGAAAGGGUAAGAACUGUAUUCCGGAUGAUGUGAUCCCAGAGAAGGCUGUUACCAUUGAGCAUCCAGACUUUGUGGAAAAGCACAAGCACAACCCACGUUUUGGUGCUUAUGGUGGUCAGUACGUUCCAGAAGCAUUGCAUUCCUGUUUGCGUGAACUCGAGGGGGCUUUCGAAGAUGCCAUUGCCGAUCCAAAAUUCUGGGAUGAAUUCCAUGGCUUGUAUGAUUACAUGGGUCGCCCUUCCAGUCUUCAUCGUGCUGAGCGUUUGACUGAAUAUGCUGGUGGUGCCCAGAUUUGGUUGAAGCGUGAAGAUUUGAACCACACGGGUUCUCAUAAGAUCAAUAAUGCUCUUGGUCAGGUUUUGAUUGCCCGCCGUCUUGGUAAGAAGAACGUCAUUGCCGAAACUGGUGCCGGUCAACAUGGUGUGGCUACUGCCACCGCUGCUGCUAAGUUUGGUCUGGGAUGUACAAUUUUCAUGGGUGCCAAAGAUAUUAGACGUCAAGCUUUGAAUGUCUUCCGUAUGCGUAUUCUCGGUGCCAAAGUUGUCUCAGUUACCAAUGGUACUAAGACUUUGAGAGACGCAACUUCUGAAGCUUUCCGUUACUGGGUCUCUCAUGUUGAAGACACACAUUACAUUGUUGGUUCAGCUAUCGGCCCUCACCCCUACCCAACUAUGGUGAGAACUUUCCAGUCGGUUAUUGGUAAGGAGAUCAAGGAACAGUUUGCCAAGCAGAACGACGGAAAACUACCAGAUUUACUUGUUGCCUGUGUUGGUGGUGGAUCCAAUUCCAGUGGUACGUUCUCUCCAUUUGAAAAGGACACUUCUGUUAAAUUACUAGGCAUUGAAGCUGGUGGUGAUGGUAUCGAAACCGGUCGCCAUUCUGCCACAUUGACUGCAGGUCAGCCUGGUGUUUUCCAUGGUGUUAAAACUUAUGUGUUGGAAAACGAAGAUGGUCAGAUUCAUGAUACAUACUCUGUUUCUGCCGGUUUGGACUAUCCUGGUGUUGGUCCUGAAUUGGCUGGCUGGAAGGACAGUGGUCGGGUACAAUUCUCUGCUGUUACGGAUGCUCAGGCUUUGGAGGGAUUCCGCUUACUUUCUCAGUAUGAGGGUAUUAUCCCUGCUUUGGAGUCUUCGCAUGCUGUCUAUGGUGCACUUCAGGCCGCUAAAAAAAUGUCAAAGGAUAAGAAUGUAGUGAUCACCGUCUCCGGUAGGGGUGACAAGGACGUUAGGAGUGUUUCUGAGAUUUUGCCAGAAUUGGGUCCGAAGAUUGGCUGGGAUUUACGUUUCGGAUCUUUAGACGAUGCUUCUAAAUGA